Molecule: messenger RNA, 669 nt
Organism: Gossypium arboreum
Lineage: Eukaryota; Viridiplantae; Streptophyta; Magnoliopsida; Malvales; Malvaceae
Product: thioredoxin-like protein HCF164, chloroplastic
Exons: 3
Coding region: 1-543 (180 amino acids)
Biological process (GO): cytochrome b6f complex assembly
Cellular component (GO): chloroplast thylakoid membrane
Source: RefSeq, a predicted model, not a curated record
AUGCCAACGACGCCUUGUCUCCUUGGCAAGGAAGAGGCUGCUGGGUCCAAAACCAUUAGGCCUCUCAGGUUUAAGUCUCGUUAUACGGGUUUGGUCCGGCUUUACGUUGGACUUUGCCAAUCUAACACUAAAAUCUUUUGUUGGCUGGAUUUAAAGGCUCUUUCAAAUGGAAAGCCAACUGUUGUAGAGUUCUAUGCAGAUUGGUGUGAAGUAUUCAGGGAAUUAGCUCCGGAUAUUUACAAAGUAGAGCAGCAAUACAGGGAUCGUGUAAAUUUUGUAAUGCUGAAUGUCGACAACACGAAGUGGGAACAAGAACUUGACGAGUUUGGCGUGGAGGGUAUUCCGCAUUUUGCAUUCCUGGACAAAGAUGGGAACGAGGAGGGAAACGUUGUAGGCAGGCUUCCAAGGAAGUACUUGCAGGAGAACGUGGACGCUCUUGCCCGCGGGGAGGCAUCAGUUCCUCAUGCUCGUGUGGUGGGACAGUAUUCAAGCGCUGAAUCGAGGAAGGUGCACCAGGUUGUUGAUCCCAGAAGUCAUGUGUAGAUGUUAUAUUGUUUUGAGAUUAAAUUCCCCAAGUAUUUCCUGACUUAGUUUUAUUGUAUAUCAAUGCAGCUAUGGUUUGAAUAUAGAAGGGGUAACCCUUUGCUUAGCAUGAUUAAUGUGACCAAA